CUUUCAGGCAGCCAGCAGUUCUUUGUCAGCAUUUUACAUGCGGAGCUUUGCUGAGAAAGUUUCUGAUAUAAAGCCUCCCCUGCUUCAGCUUUUGGUGAGCUUUUGGCAAGACGAGGCUGAGCAUGUUAAGAUGGCAGCACGUUCCUUAUUUCAUUGUGCUGCUUCACGGGCUAUACCAUCUCCACUACGUCGGGAUAAUACAAGAGAUAAAGAGAAUGGAGUAUCACCAACUGGAAACCAUGAUGCAGUCUCCACAGAAGAACCCACCAACUGCUUGAAGGAUGACAGUCAAAUUGUCACCGAAGGGAACUCUGAGGAUGAACAAUCUGAAAUAAGAUCAUGGCUAGAAUCAUUUGAAAUGCAAGAUUGGAUUUCUUGUGUUGGGGGAACGAGCCAAGAUGCAAUGACAUCCCAUAUCAUUGUUGCUGCUGCAUUGGCUGUUUGGUAUCCUAGCCUUGUGAAACCAAAUCUUGUUGUCUUGGCUGUUAAUCCAUUGGUGAAGUUGGUUAUGGCGAUGAAUGAGAAAUAUAGCUCUACUGCCGCAGAAAUUCUAGCAGAAGGGAUGGAAAGCACAUGGAAGGCAAGCAUUGGUUCUGAAAUACCGCGCCUGAUCGGGGACAUAUUCUUCCAAAUUGAGUGUGUCAGUGGUUCAUCCGCUAAUACACCUUCCAAGAAUCCAUCUACAUCUGUUAUGAUUCGUGAUACUUUGGUUGGAAUUCUUCUUCCAAGUUUAGCAAUGGCUGACGUAUUGGCCUUUCUGAAUGUCAUAGAAAGCCAGAUCUGGUCAACUGCCUCUGAUUCACCUGUUCAUGUGGUAUCCCUCAUGACUAUAGUUAGGAUUGCACGUGGUUCUCCAAGAAACUUAGUUCAAUAUCUUGAUAAGGUGGUCACUUUCAUUUUACAGACAAUGGAUCCAGGUAACUUAGUCAUGCGAAGAACUUGCUUGCAAAAUUCAAUGGUGGCAUUGAAGGAAAUUGCACGCAUAUUCCCUAUGGUGGCACUAAAUGAUCCAUUGACACGAUUAGCUGUUGGAGAUGCGAUUGGAGAGAUUAACAAUGCAAGCAUUCGGGUAUAUGACAUGCAAAGCAUGACAAAAAUAAAAGUCUUAGAUGCAAGUGGACCUCCAGGAUUUCCCAGUUUGCUUGGAGGAGCUUCAGGAAUGACUGUGACUACUGCAAUAUCAGCACUUAGCUUUUCACCGGAUGGAGAGGGGGUAGUUGCUUUUUCUGAGACUGGGAUGAUGAUAAGAUGGUGGUCCUACUCGUCGGGAUCUGUGUGGUGGGAGAAACUGAGCAAGAAUCUAGUUCAUGUCCAGUGCACGAAACUGAUUUUUGUCCCACCUUGGGAGGGAUUCUUGCCUAAUGCUAAUAGAUCAAGCAUAAUGGCAAGUGUAUUCGGUAAAGAUGGAGAAGCUAAUCCAAAGGAGAACACCAAUGCGUCGAAUGAACUGGACAGAUUUAAACAACUGCUUCAUAAUAUUGAUCUUUCUUACAGAAUAGAAUGGGUUGGUCAAAGAAAAAUAAAACUCACCCAACAUGGCCGUGAUUUGGGCACUUUCCAGCUAUGACAGCCCUGUGCCACCUUACUAAAAUUCCAAGUCUUAAAUUUUCUAUUGUAGUUUUGGCUUUCAAUGGUAGAGGUUUAUUUUUACUGUAGUUCACAUUGGUUGUUAACUGGAGCUGCUGAAUAUGCCUAGCUCUUGAGUUGAUGUCUCACCAACAUCUCUACCACAGUUUCAAACCUUUUGAACAGCAUUUACUCUGAGAGGAAAUACUGUUCAAAGCAGCCAGAACAGUCAGAUGUGUGCAUCAGUUUACGUCGAGAAGCAGCACCAACUUUUGGUCAGAUUCAAUGGUAAUCAUAACCUCUACGGAUAUACAUGUCGAUUUUCCAUCAGAGACAAGUUUGUCCUUCCUUCGCCCCCCACUUUCAUCUUCUGUUUGGGUUCUUGAGGGGGGGUGGGUUGGCACCAUACAGGCGGGGCGAUUAUAUUGUACAUUCAUGUCUUGUACAAGUAAUUGAAUUCGAAUAUGUUGAAGUACUUACCUGCUUAGUAGUACAGUUAGUACAAAUGUAUAUCAAUAGCUCUGAAGUCAUAGUUUUUGUAUAUUUUCACUGAUUGAUCUUCAUUGGUGUUGGGUGAGCUUUCCUUUCCAGCACCUCUACACGAAAUAAAAUGAGAUCUACAAACAUGGAGACCUAGUUCGGUUAUCCGAGGUUUAACAUUCUUUACA
Nicotiana tabacum (common tobacco) is the source of this 2234-nucleotide messenger RNA. NCBI's taxonomy places the organism in Eukaryota, Viridiplantae, Streptophyta, Magnoliopsida, Solanales, Solanaceae. The record is from RefSeq and is a predicted model, not a curated record.